CUAAUAAAAAUUCAAUGAUUGUACAAAAGCAAACUGAACAUCACAGCAUUCGCAAUGAGAAAAUCCACGAUUGUCGUUUUAGGAUUACUGCUGAUUAUCCAGCAUUCUUUCGCCAGUCCUGUACCAGAAGCAGAGGCUACAGAUUCACAGCAUGAACUCAAUACAAACAGCGAAUUGUAUAAAGCAGUUGCAAACGAUUUUGUAAAACGCGCCUUGCCCUACUGUGAAAAUUUUGGAAAAAUAUCGAAACAGAUGUUGGAGGAUAUCAAAGAACACAAGUCCGACGAUGAAUACGACGAAGUAAAAGAUCGCUUAGAAGAGUACAUUGAAGCGGCCGAUCAUCUGGGAAACUCUGAUCAAGAAGAAGUUUUGAAAUAUUUACUGAGAUUGGUGGAGCACUUGUUAGCAGCUACUCACGAGUAUAAGGAGCCCGAAGCCAAAAAAAAUCUUUUCUAUACACUACUCGACAAACAUGAAGAUGAAGAACUAUUGGAAGGAUUUGAAAAAAGUUUCCAAGAAUAUUUCGAUGGAUUCGAUGCAGAAUAUGGUGAAAACUUCAGUGAUAAUGGAAAAGAAGUCAAUGACGAUCUUCUGAAAUGGCAUAAGUCAUUUGUACAAAAAGAUCCACCUGGGAAAUUUGUUAAACAAUUUGUAGCAUUCGUAAGCUUUUUCAAAUUAUAUAACCCGAAUUUAUUUUCAAGAGAGUGAUUCCCGAAAAUUCUACUAAACUUUAUCUUGGAUAUCUGAGAAAGAAAAUAAAGCUUCAAAUUAAUCAAUAAUAAAAACAAUAACAUCCUAAAGAUUUAAGCCUUUCUUUUUUUAAUUUCUUCUUUUAUUCGAUAAACAAAUAUUUUUAACUGGAACGUUUAGUUUUGAUAUAUUUCUAAUAAUCCAAAGUUUUCGCUUGCUGAGAUCAACCGCUUUAAAGUAAAGACUAAGAAAAACAAACGUAACAUCGCAUGUGAACGUGUUAUGCAAGAAAAUGUCACAAAUGAAUAUCCGACGAUGAAAGAAUGUGAUACUAAAAAUUGAUAAAGAAAACUUGAUAAAUUUUAACAACGUAAACAUACACAAAGAAACAAGUUAGAAAAAGCCGAAAGCGCUUGAGUACCAAAUUAAUUGAUAAUGACAAGGAAAAUAUCGCAGACAUAUCUACAAGCAGUGUUUAUUAAAAGGACCUAAAGCCAUAUUCAAAUGCAGCUUCAUGAUGCGUGCUAACAUAUAUUUAGGCAAAAAGAGCGAGCAGCGAAGAUAUACGUUCGCGUGAGUAGGCCGUUAGGUAAGAAUCGCGGCUUCUAAGUCAACGUUCGCGGAUUUAAAUCUCAAGUGUGAUCGACUGUACUUUGCCCGUGGCUGUAGUGAGUACUCAGUCGGUAAUGACACAACACUCACGGACUUGGCACGCAACCACUAGAGGGUGAGGUCUAUUUCUUCUAUAUCGUCGCUUCUUUCGGACCGUCACCAUGUCACACAAAAAUUAGGGUUCCCUGAGUGAUUGGUCACAUCAAAAAAAAAAAAUAAAAAAUCACAAGUGUAACAAAUGGCUUGAUGUCGAAGUCUAGACAACGUUAUCAGAAA
This is a messenger RNA of Glossina fuscipes, 1578 nucleotides long. RefSeq lists its product as uncharacterized. The coding region runs from base 55 to 708 and encodes 217 amino acids. The record is from RefSeq and is a predicted model, not a curated record. The transcript is spliced from 2 exons. NCBI's taxonomy places the organism in Eukaryota, Metazoa, Arthropoda, Insecta, Diptera, Glossinidae.